GGGUAAUGUCGGUUUGGUUUAUUUGAGAACAACAAUAAACUAGUCCUCCAGUUUUUUUGGUUCCUCUGAAUUUUUUUCCUAGGUCAUUGCACAUUCAUCGUAGGAUUUUUCAAUUUUGAUGGAUAAUAAAGGUAAAGGUGCAAAAGCAUUAUCAACCUCUUUGCAAAACCUUAAUUUGAAUCUGAAUUCCCAAUCCAACUUCAAAUCCAACAAGUCUUCCAUUACAACAACAAUCACCCGUCCUCAAUUUCCCGGAUUCCUUACUAAGACAAAACCUCCAAGUCUAGUCAACCUCUGCAUUGGACUUAUUGGAAGACAUUUGGAGGAUAUUAUUGAAGAUUUAGAUGAGAUUGCUAUCGGCUUGCCGGCUGAAAUUAAGUUAGCAGUAGCAGCUAUUGCUAGACGAAGAAAGUUUCUGAAUGAUGAUGUCCUAAUUGCAUUAGCUGAUGCUUCUUGGGAAAUCCUUGACGUCUCUGGCUCAGAUGUUUCAGAUCUUGGCUUGGUAAAAGCAGCUGAAGUAUGUAGAUCCGUUAAAGCUCUAGACAUAAGCCGGUGCACCAAAAUUACUGCAACUGGUAUAUCUGAACUUGUGAAGCACUGCCAUUCAUUGGAGACACUGAGAUGCGGAGGGUGUCCAAGGAGUGACAACACUGCACGGAGAUGCUUGAGUAUAUUUAAACCAAAGCUAGAGUAUGUGGCGGAGGAUUCUUGGGAGGAGCUUGAUACUAAAGAAAUGGCUAAUGGUGCACAAUCACUCCGGUGGCUAGUAUGGCCAAACAUUGAUAAUAAUUCUUUAGAGGACUUUUCCACCGAGUGCCCGCGUAUCGUAGUAAAUCCCAAGCCAUCUCCAUUUGGGUUUAUGGGAACUCAAGUUCCUUUUGAAGCAUUUCAAAAUAUCAUAUUAGAUGAUGCAGUUGUGAAAGAUAUUGAUCCCAAGACAUGGACAAUGCAUGGGAUUGCAAAGAGGCCCAUUUCUUCACCUUCAAGCUCUACUGAAUUAUCAGUAGCUGAAAAAUUCAGACUUGCCUUUGAGGAAAGGGAUAAUCGAUUAGCUCCGAAGCGAGCUAAAAAUGCUCGGCAACAUCAGCGUCGGGCAGCACGGGACAUGUUGUUGAUGAGCACAAGUGCCAAGGCAGUGGUCUUAGCAUCACAAGCAAGCAAAUCUCUCCAUAGUCGAAACUUGUAGUCUCGGAGAAUUCUGAAAUGAUGAGUUUUUUUUGGGUGGAAUGUACUAUUAACUUCUGUAUAUAUGUAAGUUGUUUCUUGGUUAUUUUAUGCUAACAAGUUGGAAUUGGGAAAGAUUGUACCUUUGAAUUUUUGUCCUGUUUGUUGUUUUACAAAGUGAAAAUAUAUUUUAAAUUAAAAUGUUACAAAAGAAACA
Molecule: messenger RNA, 1381 nt
Organism: Medicago truncatula (barrel medic)
Lineage: Eukaryota; Viridiplantae; Streptophyta; Magnoliopsida; Fabales; Fabaceae
Exons: 6
Coding region: 119-1186 (355 amino acids)
Source: RefSeq, a predicted model, not a curated record